Cylicocyclus nassatus is the source of this 926-nucleotide messenger RNA. NCBI's taxonomy places the organism in Eukaryota, Metazoa, Nematoda, Chromadorea, Rhabditida, Strongylidae. The record is from the annotation of a GenBank genome assembly.
UUAGAUGUCAACCAAAUCAGACGACGCUCAGCUGGAAUUCCAUUGGGACCAAAAAGAUAUAAAAAAGAGAUGGGAAGCAUUCAUGAAGUUUGGCGCUUCCACUGCUACGGAAAUGACUGGCAAAAACUUUGACAAAUGGCUGAAAGAUGCUGGUGUGCUCGAUUCGAAAAACAUUACUACAACUAUGACCGGAAUCGCUUUCAGUAAAGUUGCCGGACCAAAAAAGAAGACGAAUUUUGAAGAAACGAAGAAGGUUAUCAUUGGAGUUGCAGAAGAUCGAGCUCGACAAAGCAAAAGGACCGUACAGGAAGAACUCGACGCAAUCACUGAGAAACUCGCACAGCUUGAAGCACCAACGUUGAACACCGCUGCCAAAGCUGAUGCGAACGGUGUCUACUCUCGACUAACGGAUCAUACCAAAUACACUGGAGCUCAUAAGGAACGAUUCGAUGCUGAGGGUAAAGGACGUGGUAAAGCCGGACGUGUCGAUGAAGUGGAAAAGACCGGAUAUGUAGCAGCGUACAAGAACAAGGACACGUACGAUAAAGUGCACAAGAAUUGAUCUCUGCAAAUCUCUCACAUAUUCGAAUGUUUGUCGUCCCAUUUGUGUUCCCAUGUGUACAGUGCGUUUCAUAAUUAUGUCAUCUAUUCUAUAACUUCGCUAAGUGAAGCGUUAAAAAGUAUGAACCAAUUGAUGUAUUCUUGAUAAAUCAAACGGAGUUUCUUUGAAAAUUCUACAGAAUCAGAGGUUUAGGAGAAAGGUCAUAAUUCAUCUUCGCGAAGCGGAUUCAAAACGAUGUCAAGUAUCUGUUUGAAAUCAUUGAGUACACUCACUCAUGAUACGCUCCUCACACUCACGGUAAUUAAUUUCCUUGCACGAUGUGUUCUCGUCAGUUACUCACUGGCUUAGGCACAUAAAAUGAACC